Messenger RNA from Daldinia vernicosa, 1370 nucleotides. Its product is annotated as subtilisin-like protein. The transcript has 6 exons. The coding region runs from base 76 to 1296 and encodes 406 amino acids. NCBI's taxonomy places the organism in Eukaryota, Fungi, Ascomycota, Sordariomycetes, Xylariales, Hypoxylaceae. Gene Ontology annotation, molecular function: serine-type endopeptidase activity. Gene Ontology annotation, biological process: proteolysis. The record is from RefSeq and is a predicted model, not a curated record.
CUAUUGACUAUGUACCGAAAAAGAAAAAAAGGAAUAAGAAUAAAGGCCUAGGCGCAUGGCCUAAUUUGCAAAUAUAUGACGCGCCUAGCAAGAUUGGCUUUGGCCAUUUUCGCACUCGCUGUUCCAGCACUGGCUAAGGAAGUCGACAUCUUGAGUCUGCAGGACGGCGACGAAGUGCCCGGCAGAUACAUCGUGAGCCUCAAGCCCGACAUCGAUAUCGCGAACCACUUAGACUGGGUGCUCAACGUGCGCAAACGGAGCCUCUCCCCCUGCAGCACUCGCGGUCCCGAGAAGACGUAUGGGUUUAAGGGCUUCAACGGGUACGCGGGCGAGUUCGACGAGAAGACCAUCGCGCAGAUCAGGGCUAAUGAGAAUGUCCUGGCCGUAGAACCCGACAGAGUCGCGCGUCUGACGUCCGUAACGAAGCAGACCAAUGCGCCGUGGGGCAUUGCAAGUCUAUCUUCGCGAUCGCGACUUGCUAAUGGCACUUCACGGGGCUACACGUAUUCUUAUAGCGACUGCGCGGGGACUGGGACGUAUGCCUACGUGCUAGACUCGGGAGUCCUAACCAACAACACCGAGUUCGGGGGCCGCGCCAUUAAAGGCUAUAACACAUAUAUGGACAAGGAGUCCUUCGACGACCACUUCGGCCACGGGACCCAUGUUGCUGGCACAAUUGCUUCAAAUACCUAUGGUGUAGCGAAGAAUGCGACUAUUGUAGACGUUAAGGUUGUCAGAGGGCCAGGUUACUCGACAGUAUCCCACGUUAUCGACGGGAUAAACUGGGCCGUGAACAACAUCACCUCGACGCCGGGACGAGCCAGCAAGUCUGUCAUCAACAUGAGUCUAGCGUUCACAACCUCAUCAGCCCUCAACAACGCUGUCAACGCUGCCUCUUUUCUAGGCAUACUCUCCGUCGUUAGCGCAGGCAAUGACGGCGCCGAUGCCUCGACACGUUCUCCCGCCUCGGCCUCGUCCGCCUUGACGGUAGGUGCCGUGGCUUGGGAUCGGACCCGAGCUUCGUGGAGCAAUUUUGGGCGUGACGUCGACAUAUUCGCUCCUGGAGUCAACAUACCCUCGUUGUGGAACGUGGAGGGCCAAGAGACCCUUCAGUCUGGUACCUCCAUGGCGUCGCCGCACGUCGCGGGGCUUGCGUUAUACCUCAAAACGCUCGAAGCGGGACUAGAUUCGCCUGCCAAGACGGUUGCCCGCAUCAAGGAGUUGGCUAUCGCGGAUGUCGUUAUUGAUGCGGGGAGCGGCAGCCCGAACUUACUGGCUUAUAACGGCAUUGCGUGAUGUACUAUAUAGAAUGCUAAUGUCGUGGGAACGACGGGUUACGGAUUGCACGCAUACGUAUCAUAGACUAUGUG